UUUGCGUUGCUUUGCUGCAUUGCAAGAUGAGGCUGGUUUCUGAAACAUUUCUGUUGUUGCACACUUCAACAUGCAACAACUGAUGAUAAUACAGGGAAUUCUGGAAUAGCAAAUCUGCUGACAGCAGCAUGGACAACAAAAAGAAGUUGCCUCAUUUGGUCAGGGUUGAAUACCCAUCUGAAAGGUCUCAUAAGAAGAAACACGGAUCACAAGUUGAGCAGGAGCAAAUUCAGAAGAGAACCUUCACCAACUGGAUCAAUGCCCAGCUGUCUAAGAGGUGUCCUCCAGUUACUGUGGUGGAUCUUUUCAAUGAAUUCAGAGAUGGAAGCAGACUUUUGGACCUGCUGGAGGUGUCGAGUGGUCAGAGAAUGAGCCGGGAAAAAGGAAGGGGGACAUUUCAGCACAGAACAAACAUUGAAAAAGGUCUAGCGUUCCUUAAGAGGAAAUCGAUCAAACUGGUCAACAUCAAUGUCUCAGACAUUAUGGACGGGAAACCUUCCAUCAUUCUGGGUCUCGUCUGGACCAUCAUCAUGCACAUUCAUAUCGAAGAGUUGGCCAGCACAUUGAACUUUAGUUCUCGUCAGUCGUCUCUGGAGUCACUGGCGAGUUUGGACACUCGUUCGACCAGCAGCAGUGCCCGCAGCAGUCCAGUGCCACCCCGUGGUUCACCCCUGCACACCCGUUUCCGCGUAUCUGCCAAGAAAGCCCUGCUGCUGUGGGUCAGAGAGCAGUGCCAGAGGGCUGGUUGUACUCUGAAUGUGAAGGAUUUUAAGGCGAGCUGGAGGAGUGGUGUAGUGUUUUUGGCGAUACUUCAUGCUCUAAGACCGAAUAUAGUGGACAUAACCAGAGCCCGAACAAGAACGAACAGACAGAACCUGGAGGAAGCCUUCCACAUUGCUGAAAGAGAACUUCACAUCCCCAGACUACUAGAUCCAGCCGAUGUUGAUGUUAGGGAUCCUGAUGAAAAAUCUAUUAUGACUUAUGUUGCUCAGUUCCUGCAGUACUCUAAAGAUACUUCUGUUUCUGAUGAGGAAAUGCAGUAUCUCACUCCUCCUCAGCACCUCUCUCCUGUCAAUCUGCCAUCAGACUUUACUCCUUCUAUAGCUGCGUCACCUUUAAGACAGACCUCAGCCAAUCAGAAGGCUCAGGAGGUCACAUGCUGGUUGGAUCAGGCCUAUCAGGAGCUGAUAGAGGGGUGGGACUCCACUGAAGGAGAGAGCUAUGCUGAGAGAUACCAAGUCUUCCACACCUUCAUUGUGUCCUUUAACGAACAGCGGCGGCCUGUAAUGCCGUUACUAACCGCGAUGAAGAGGACUCCUCAUCUCAGUGCAGAGCAGAAAGCUCUCAGACGAGCAUGGGAUGCUCUCGCUGAGAAGCUGCGUGAGUAUAAAACAGAGCUAGACCUGAGUCUCCCACCCCCACUGGACACCGUAGGGCGCUGGUUAUUGCGUAUUGAAGAGGUUUUAUCUGCUGAAGAAGGUGAGCCAAUAGAUCAUGCCCGAGCCGCAGAGGAGGCCCGGGAGAAACUCGAGCUACUAAAGGUGUGUUUGGAGGAGAUGCCACAUCAUAUCAAGAGGUUUAAUAUGUUUCAAAACACAAAUGAGUUUGGAGAGACUCUGGUUCCGACAGACAAGAUGGAAGAGAUGAAGAGAAGGUUCACCGGAGUCCGUGUAACAGCUAAAUAUCAUGGUAUUAAGCUGGAGUACCAUGAGUGCAGACACACAGUGUUAGACCUGCUGAAUCAACUCAACAUUAAACUGCGAUCUUGGAAAAGAGCCUACAUUUCCCAGGAGGCUGUUCGUGUGCUAAUGCAGGACUGGAAUGAGACUGUGAACAAACAGGAACUGACUUCUUUGCUGGAUGGAGCCCUCCAUAGACUCAAACUAAUCGCCAACAAAUACACCAGCAAGGCUGCCUUGGCUGGAGACUUGACUCAGGUAAAUCAUCAGGUGGCUGAUAUGGAAGCAGAUGUGACAGUGACUCUGGAGGGUGUACGGAUGGUGAGGGGUACUAUGGGCCGUGUUUUGGCAGCAUGGGACUCUUACAGUGAUAUCUACACCUCAUUGCGCGCAUGGCUGGAGCAGGGUCCACAUGGCCAGCGACACAGGCAGAGAACAGAGGUGACAUUAUCAGUAAUGUCAGAGUGGAGUUCUCGCCAAGCUCACCUGAAUGAGGUGGCCAACUACUUGACAGAGGUCACAGACCCACAGUCUAGCCGCACUAUUUCAGAUGAACUCUGCAAGAUAAAUCUGCUCUGGGCUGACUUUGCCAAAACAGCCCAAUUUUCUUUAGUUGAGGAGCCCAGUGCUGGCCCAUCUAGUGCUCAGACAGUUCAGUCUCUGAUAAGGGAGGCCACUCAGUUACUGAAAGAACCUGUGGAGGUGGUUUCUGGAUCACUACGUACUUACACAAAGAGACUACAGCUUAUCAUGACGAAAAUAAAGGAUGUGGAUCUAGAAGCCCUCUCGCCAUCUCUAGACUGCUCUCCAGAAACCCUGAGCAAACUUCAGCAAGCUAUACCUGAAGUCUUGCAGACACUGUGUGAGGCAGAGCAGGUGUGUGAUGAGCUGCGCGUGAGUGUGAGCGGGUUGGAUGGGCGUCUUGCUGAACUGUUACACUGGGAGAUGGAAGCCAGAGAGUUGUAUCAGCUCCUGAAGGAGGAAACACACAGGAAGAGAAGAGGGCAAGACCCCAGAGCACGGCUGUUGAUUUCAAGGGGUCUACAGUUAGAGGGUCAGGUGGUUAUGGAGGAGCAGGAUCUGCAGGUGAUGGUCAUGAAUAGUCAAAAGACUUCACCACUGCAGUAUCUCAUCGUAUCCACCAUGCAGGACAGAGUCCGCACUGCUGUUGAAAAGUCACAGGAAGCCAUAGGGAUGCUCAGCUCUUUAGGGGCUUGCAGAGACAGAAGCCCUGUUAGAGACCAGCCCCCUUCCAAGAUCUUUGUACAGUAUCAUGAGAUAGAGGAAGAGUCCCAAACCCAAAAAGCCUCCUUCCAGCCUAUCUCUCCAUCAGGAGCCUCUGGCCAAACAGAACCUCAGCCUGCAGUCAGGGCCAAAGUCCCAAAAUAUUCUCAAAUACCGUCAGAGGUAUCUUCUCAAGUUGUAGACCUGAAGACCCAGCCUUGUAGUCAGACUGUGCCUAUGAUUGUUGUACAAGACUAUGAAGCAGAGAAAAGUAGUCCAGAAUCACAAAUGCACCCCUGUAUGCAAGUGAAAGACUCUCAGUCCAUUAAAGUUAAGUCACAGAAAGUCCAUGCUCAAACAAAAAUUGACAUAGAGCAUCGUGUAGAAAGCCAGGUAUCUUUACCACAACCUGUGACACAACAACAGACAGAAAACCAGGGGCAGGUGCAAGGUCCAGUAGCUAGCCAACCCUCACAGAACCUACAACAAGCAGAAUCACAAGUACAUAAUGAACAACAAUUAGCAACACAGCCAUAUGUGCACAUACAGCAACAAGAGAAAACUCAGCUUGCAAAACAGCAGAAGGUUCAACCACAAGUACCAAUCCAGUCACAGCCUCAGGGCCAACUAGAAACACAAGCACAGCAAGCUCCAAAGCAGCAGAGGAAAGUAAAGAAGUCCCAGGCACAUCUGCAGAACAGACCUUGGCUUCAGCAGAAGAGUCAAUUGGAAAAUGUUACCCAAAAAUCAGCACCACAGUUGGUGCCGCAAUCUCAGUCAGAGCCUCAGGACAAAUGCCAAUUAAGUUCUCAAACACCACCACAGCAUAUAGUGACUGUUAGCUCACCUAGCUCAAAAAGCAUUGUUGAGAGUGAUGAGAAAGACCUGAAGCCAGCUCAGCCUGUUGCACAAGAGAAACCUCUUGUAGUAACACGAAAACUACCUCAAACUUUGCCAGCAGUUCCAGCACAAUCAACGACUCAAAAACAAACACAACAGACAGUGACUGUUCCGAUUCAUAAACAAGUAUUAACCCAACCUCAGCCCUCUUUAUCAACUCAAGCUCAAACAACUACACAACAACUACAAGCUACUGCACCCAUUAAGCAACAAAAGCAACCUCAGAUAGUGACACCACAGCAACCUCAAGUGAUGAUCCAGAAACAGGCACAAUCUCAAUCCAUGACACCCAUGCAACCACAGGUUAUGGCCCAAUGGCAGCCACAACAGACUAUUGCUCAAACUCAUCCUGCAGUGCCACAACCACAAAGAUUUUCAGUGGCCCAAACAAUGCCUCAAGGCACUUCCGGACCAGCCCAACAGUACCAAGCAUCACCCAUUCAACCACAAAUAAUGUUGCAGAGACAACAGUCACCACAUUGUGUAGUGCAGGCUCAGUCCCAGCAACCCACAAUGCACAAUCCGACUGUAAUUUCCCCUCAACCUAAAGGUGCAUCCACCAUACAACCCAGAAUCAUCUCUAUGCCUCGACCCCAGAUGCCUGUUCAAUCUCAAACCCAAACUCAGGUCAAAGCACAGGGAAGUGCACCACUUAUGAUUCAACCUCAGGGGCAACCCCAGUGGUAUCAACCAGGAGACGUCACCCAAACAUACCCCAAAGUCCAAGGACCAAUUUCUCUUGCUGCCCAGAUGCAGCCACUGGCCCAUUUCCAAACUCAUCCCCAACCUCAAAGUAUCCCUCCAGCUCAACCUCAGCAGUGGUCACCAAUAAGACCAGGCAUAGUGGCCCAGACCUACCCCACUGUCCAAGUUCCAGGUCAGGUAGUCCACCCUCAAUCUCAAAUGGCAGUUUACCCUAAAAACCAACCGCAAUCACAGCCUCAGCAGUGGCCCUCUGCUAGACCUGAAUCACCUUGGUGUCAAUCACAGAUGAGACCCCAAGGUCCAGCUCAGCAUAUGGUUUCCUCACAGCACUGGAGGCCUGUCAGUCCAGUAUACCCCGGGUCUGAAACCCAAGGGCCCAUAGGACCACAUUCUCAGUCCCAAUAUCAAGCCCCACCAAGGCAACCAAGCCCUCAAUGGCAGUGGGGUCCAGUCCGGCCAGAACAUCAGUUUCAAGUCUCUUCCCAGACUACGUUCCAUGGUGGUCCCCAGCCAGUAGCUCCAUGGAAUCAACCACCUGCUCAAGCUCCUAUAAGACCUCAGAUUCCACAACAGCCUCAGCAAAGUCAGCAAAAGUGGAGUUCAUCCAGGCCAGAGGCCCCAUCUGAAACCCUUAUCCAAAGCCAAGCUCCCCAGGCAGAGCUUCAGUCCCAAGAUCUGAUACCCCAACAGCAGUCAGCUCUUGCCCAGGCACCCCCUCAAGCCUACACUGAGGCUUAUAUAAAGGCACAGGCCCUGGUUAGAAAUAGAUUUGAGGAAGCCAAGCACUGUCUUCAAGAGCAUAUUAUAGAAGCUAUCAGUGUAUUCAAGGAAAAGCAAAUGACGAACGAACAGGCAUCAGUUAAGGAGGAGACGCUUCGGACUCUGGACCCUGAACUUCUUGAAGAGUUCUUGAGGGCUGCAGAAGGGAUGGAAGCUUUCUGCACCCCAUCUGAAAUAAGAGACAUGGAGUUUUUUACACAAUCCGUUAGAACACAGUGGAAGGCUGUUCGAGUGCAAAUAUCAGAAUUUUUGAAGCAACUCCGAUUUGAGUUAACCCGCCUGCAUUUUAACCGUGUGGUGGAGACAUGUGAGAUAAACUUUAAGAGGGAAAAAAUCAACCUUAGGCCUGAAUCAAUAUCAGAAUCAAAAGAAGAGGCUUGUUUGUCUGAGGAGGACAGUCUGGCAGAGGCAGGACAGCAGCUAGAAGCUCUGAAGGAGUUGUGUGAUACUUUGAGCCCUGAGGACGCACACAGGCUUGCACAAGCCCAACUCGGAGAAUGUGAGAGACGGCUUGCUGCCAUCCAGUGGCAGUUCAGUGGAGACAGAGAUACAUCUCCUCCAGACACUGGUUUACAAACAGAGCAAACAAAAGAGCCACUCACUCAGAAAGCACCAACAGUCCCACCCCCACCUGAGAAGCCCAAACAGGUUAUUGUUUCAGAGGCUGUUACACCUGUUAGCCCCCAGCAACCGAGAUCUGUGGAGAAGAGAGAGAUAGUGAAACAAACGAGUACAGAAGACGACAGGUACCGCAGCUCCAGAUUUGCAUUACAGGCUCAGUUAAACAGAAAUGAGCAAUGCAUGCUUGGAGAUCGUACCUCAGAAUCAGUCACUCCCACAGACCUGCAGAAACGACUGAGAGAAUUAAAGUCUCUGUGGCAUGAGACUGAGUCUCUGUGGAAGGAGUAUGAAGCGCUGUGUAUGCAAUGUGUUCAGUACAAUGAACGAGCUGUUGAGCAAGACCGCAUGGAGCUCACUGUCCGGUGGAGAGAGCAGAGGUUACAGUUACAGGGCAGGGUGGAUUCACUGGGAGCAGCACUUGAGCUCAUGGACUCUAUUAAGCUGAAGAUCUCUGAGAUUUCUGAAAGGCUGGACAGUUUCAUCAAAGAGCCCAAAGACAUUAAGGGAUAUACACUAGCUAACCCUACCAUUUUGAGAGAUGUGAAGGACUUAGAUGAAAGUAUCCAGACAGAGAUGGACCGUCUGUCUCGAUUCGACUCUGAGCCCAGUCAUCUAGACCUGCGGGACCGAUCACCUCUGACCCAGGUGGUUCUGAACCACAGAUCCAGCCUGGACCGGCUCAGGCAACAAGUGCGCAAGAGUGACGCUGCUGCCCGUGCUCUCGACCGCUUCCUCAUGUCCCUUCGCACUGUGGAGCUUGAUGUCUCUUCUGUGCAAAGUGCCCCCAGCAAUGAUGCAGUGGUCCUGCAGGACAGCAGGUCCAAGCUGGCACUAAUCAGAAAGGGAGUCAGCAGCCUUAAGGAUAAGGCUCCACAGCUGGACCAGCUUUUAGGUGGAGCACAGCUUGAAGUGACACAGGAUGGGAGACCUGUUUCCUGUUUGGACAUGGUGGGGGUACUGGUUCACAGGGUGGAAGAGGCAGAUGAUCGACUGAUGAUUCGACAGAAUGAGCUCCAGAAGGAACAGCAGAACCAGAGCCACGGUCUGAGGGGGAAGACUAUGCAGGCUGAGUUGAGGAAGGUGCAGGUGGCAGCAGAAAAACAGGGUCUAAAAGAUCCCACCAUGCCAGCUGUGCAACACCGGAUGCGAGCGCUGUCUGAUCUCGAAUCACAACUGAACUCUCUUCGCCCUGAAUACCAAAGCAUCAAGAAGGCUCUGUCUGAAGUCUCUCCACAGAAAGAGCACCCUGAUCCAGCAAAUGAGGAACUUGAAUUCCUUUGGGAAGAGACUGAAAGAGCUGUAUCUGACAGACAAGAGCAGUGCACUGUUCUUGCGGAACUGCUGAAGAAAUUUCAGAGCUGUCGCAGUUACCUGGGCAAUACUCUCCAGAGGGCGGAGCAAACCAUCAAUGAGCAAGCUUCAUACAUGGGCAAAGACAGCCUACAAAGACUCCUUGCAAAAGUCGUUGGCAUAAAGGAGGAUCUUAAAAGCCUUGGACCCAAGAUGGAGGAGUUCAGAUCUGUGUGCAGACAGUUGCAGUCCCAGCUGAAGAAAAUUCCUGAUUGCUCGGAAACUCCAUUUGAGAUGGAGGCAGAUGCUUUGGUGGACUCAUGGCUGGAUGUGUCAGAGAAGACAGAUAGUUACAUGGAUAACCUGCGUGUGGGUCUGGAGUUGUGGGAGAAACAGCUGGUUCUGGGUGGAGAGGUGGACAGCUGGACUUCUACUAAACUCAUUAUCUUUUCAGAGUCUCACCCUUUCAGCAGUGAGACGGAGGUUGCCAGCAUGAAGAAUGAGAUUCAGUGUCAGGAGGACAACCUUGAACACUUCCAUAGGAAGUUACUAGAGAUCCAGGAACUGCUGCAGAGCAAAGAAUCUCCUCUUGAAUUACAGGUAAUGGAAACAAACCUGAGGAAAAAAAUGGAGCAGGUGAAGGAACUCUUCUCCGAUUGCACUGAAGUGUUCCAGGAGCUCCUUACAGUUAAAGCUCAUCUGAUAGAAAAUAUUGACACCUAUCAAUCAUCUGUGAAGAAUAUACACUCCUCAGUAGAUAUGAUCAGUUCAGAGGAUCGCGCAGAGCUGGAUGCACAUUUACAGGACUUGUGUGAGCAGCUUUUGGACCAGGAGGGGCAGGCUGAAUCUUUGCUGAAGGAAAUCAAUCUCAUGUCCAGCAUUACUGGAUCACAGGCCUUGGAGGAGCUGACCAAUCGUAGUAAGCACCUCAAAGACAGCAUUGCGGAAACAUGGGAGCUGAUUCGUCAGAAGAAGGAACAAGGGGAGAAAAGCUUCCUUCAGACUAUUAAAGAAGAGUUUCAGUCAUUUGAGGAAUGGCUGCAGGAUGAGCAGCUCGCUGUGAAUGAGUGCUUUGAGAACGCUGAGAGAAAGCAGGAUGUAGAAACAUCUAUGCAGAGACUGACAAGUUUCCUGGCCUCUAAAGAAGGAGAACAGCGUCUGGCUCAGUUGAAGGAGAGGUUUGAGCGAGGUGGACAGGCAAAGCUCCCUACUGAGGCUCAAGCUUUGCUCUCUACAUGGCAUCAGGAACAGGAAGGAGAACUGGCCACACUCAGGGCUCACUGCCAGGGACGCCAUAAACAGCUAGAUGACAUCCUCCACAACCUCAACAGUUUGCAAGAGGAACAUAAUCAAUUGAAGGACUGGCUGCAGCAGAGAGAGCAAGUGCCAGAACAGAGAGAAAAACUAAGGCAAAUCCAAGAGGAUUUUCUUAAAGAAAGCGGUCAUGUGGAGGCAUUCAAUGACCUGUUAUCUGCUGUAAGGAUGCGUGGCCUGAGGGGAGACCCUCUCCUUAGAGACACCGAGACCCUGAUAGACCGAUACCACAGCCUGGGGAUUCUUUUGGAGAAUCAGGUCCAAGUCCACAAGACCCUUGAUGAUCAAAUUGAAACAUUCCAAACCAAUGCAGAACAGAUCAGAGCCUGGAUCAGAAAUGUAAAGCAAGGACUUGAGUACUUGGGGACAGACACACCAAUACAGGAAAAACACAUACAUACUCAGGCUGUUUUUAAUCUUAGUCCUGAGGGUGAGGCUAAACUCGUGGCUUUGAAAGAAGAGUGUGAUGCUUUAUGUGUUUAUGAGAUUUUGGAGGACACCAGAAGACAGGGGUUCAUUCACACCCUUGGAAACAUUGAAGAUGAGUGGAAAAGAGUUCUGGAUAUGGCUCAACAACUAAAACAUCAGGCAGAACUCCAAGACACUCUCAAUAUGGAACUAGAAGAUCUACAGGCCCAGGAAGACAGCAUCCAAUCCUGGGUGAGAGAACAACUACAAAUGCUGCACUCUUUGGGGAAGGAGCUUCAGCCACAUGAAAAACUUAACAAAGUACAGGCUGUCAUAGAUCUUGGUGAUGAAGCCGAUUCCAGAUUGGCCAGUUUACAGAGACAAGGACAACAUUUAUGUUCUUAUGAAGAGCUUGAGAAUGAGAGGAGGAGCCACAUUGACCAAACCCAGAGAGCAGUAGAGGAGGAGUGGAGGACAGUGCUACAACUUGCCCAGGAGCUCAAGAACCAGGUCAAGCAUGAGGAAUCUCUCUACAGAGAGUUACAAACUUUCUGUGAUCAGGGAGAGGACACUCGAUCCUGGAUUAGACAUCUCGGAGGGACCCUGGAUUCCCUUCAUGUGACAUCUUCCAUUCAAGAGAGGCUUAUUGGAGUUGAGGCACUACUAACUCGUAGAUCUGAGGGGGACUAUAAACUUUCUGACCUAAAGACGAAGGGAGAGAAUCUAUGUUCCUGUGAAGAUCUAGAGGAGGACAAAUGUCAGACAAUCCAACAUACAUUACAAAAUGUACAGCAAGAGUGGAUGGGAGUUUUGAUGCAGGCUCAGGAACUGAAGAACCAAUCAGAACUUGAGGAUUCUCUUUCUAAGGACCUUCAGGAUCUUCAAGAAGAGGAGGAGAACACUCAAUGUUGGCUCAAACAGCAGCAUCUGAAGAUUGAAUUGCUAGGUCAGGAGACUCAGUUACAAGAGAGAAUGCAUGGAGCUCAGGCCAUCCUAAACUCAGAAUCAGAGGGGGAUUACAAGCUAGCCAACCUGAGGAGGAAAGCAGAGGGUUUGUGUUCUCGAGAAGGCCUGAAGGAGAAAAGAAAACUGGAAAUCCAGCUGAACCUGAGAUCCAUUGAAGAACAAUGGAAGAAGGUCCUGGCAAGUGCUCAAGAACUAAAGAACCAGGCGGAGCUCCAGGAUUCUCUUGCGAGGGAGCUUCAGAAUGUCUGUACCCAGGAGGAGAGCACCUGGACCUGGGUGAAGAACCAGAAAGAUGGCCUGGACUUACUGGGGGAAAGCACUCAUGGUACACUGGAGCAGAUUGAGGAGAGACUAAGCAAAGCACAAGCAAUUCUAAGUCUGCACUCUGAGGGCAACUCUAAGAUUGCAGCCCUGAAAUGGACAGUAGAUCGUCUUUUUAACCGUGAAGAUCUUGAUGAAGAUGCAAGACAUUCUCUCAUUAAAAAGAUGAAAAAUGCAGAGGAGGAGUGGAAGACAACACUGCAGCAAGCACAGGAGCUGCAUAGUCUGCUGAAAAGUGUAAGGGAACGUCUGGUGUCCUGUCAGUGUCAGAAGGACCAGCUUCAGUCUCGUCUGGAGCAGGUGAAACAGCAGACUGCUGCACUGCCGCGGCACUUCCCCUGGCCUGGUUUAGGGGAUCGAAGGCACACAUUGGAGCAAGCCAAGAGUCUGCUAGAUCGUACCAGAGCCCUGACCCCAUCUCUGUCUGCUGUCCGAGCACUUGGGAGGGAGAUGAGCCAGCUGACCCGUGAUUCCAGCUGGAUUGAUCCAUCCUGGGCCACCAUAGAGGAGUGCAUACCUGAGUUAAUCAAAGAUCUUACGGAGCUUUGUGUAAAUCUCGAAGAGGAAAUCCGGAGAGAGCGAGUUUGUGCUCAGUUAGUUGAGCAGCACACUGUAGCACAGGAUUGGCUGAGUGAGCAAGUCAAAGGUUUCGGUGCUCUGCCCACUGAACGUCAUGGGUUACAAAGCUCUAUCAACACUCUUAAGGCUCUUCUUCAGACCAUAGACAGGGAGAAGAGAGAAAUGAAAGAUCUGGUUGCCGUUAAAGAUUCCCUGAUGAAUCUUUGCACUCCAGGAGGUUGUGAUGCCCUGACCUUAGAGGUCAGCCAUCUUCAUAACCUCUGUGAGUCCUCUGAGAAAGAGAUGAGGGAACGGUUAGCUGUGUGUGAGGCCAGACUGAGUGAUAUUGACCUCAGGCUUGCUGGCAGAGCACAGAUUCUCAGAGAGCAAGCAGAGAGUCUUCUGAAUGAGCUGCGUGCUCAGGACCACUCUUUAGGAUUUCUGGUGGGUAGCCAGAAUGUCAGCCAGCUACAGGAGAACUGGCAUAGCUUCAAGACAUUUGAGAGAGACCUUGAGUCUUUAGAGGGCAAAGUUCGUGACCUUGCCCUGGCCCUCCGAAUGGUCCCACCAGAAGAGGAGCCCCCUAGUGAUGUCCUUUCUAUUGUGGACACAGUUACACAACAAUAUUGCCGUCUGUGGUCGAAACUGUCAGAAAAGCAGAAUGACCGUGCAGACAGCACUGUGCAGUGUGUGAGACAGGCCUUACAAAACAUACAGUCAUGGAAUCUGACACAUGCAAAUCCUCCCUGCAGCUCAGCCACAUCCAUGCAGGCUGCAAUUGAGGAAGGUGUGAGACUGUGUAAAAGCCUGCAGGUGGCGCUGUCCCAUAAAGAACUGUUGAGGGAAUGUCUGGGCCCUGACUUGGCUGGCAAACUUGAAAGAGACGGAACGAAAGCAUUAAACGAAGCAGACACUCACAUGAAUGACCUUAAACAGGAGCUCAAGAAUCUGGAGGAGAAGGUGAAGCAGGAAGUUCAGAGGUUGUCACUGGAAGCUCAAAGCAUUCAGGUGGAUUCGCAGGUUUCUGCUGUGACACCAUCAGCAAAGGAGUCUGAACAGUUGGAAUUUGUUUCUUCUUCAUCGUUUAUCACGGAGAGCUUUGAAAUGACAGAUGACAGUGAACAAGCUAAGGUACAGCCAUCUGAAUACCUUGACAGCAAGAUCCCUCCAUGUGUAAUCUCAGAAUCUUCAACUGAAACAGAAAUUCACGCUGCAAGAAAAUCACUACCAAUAUUAAAGAUUGACACUGAACAGACUGAAGUCAAAACAACUGUUCCGUUAACCACAGAGAUGCUACCUGAACCAGCAGCAAGAGUAUAUGAAUCUGCUGUUCCUACAAGCAGCCAUGGUGCAAAUAAAACUAAAAGUGAGAAUUUUGUUUCUGUUUCUUUGGAAACAAAGUCUGAUAAUGAUGAGAAUUCACAUGAAAAGAUGCCAAUUCCCUCAUCUGCAGCUGUCCACAGCUUGGAAACCACAGUGCAAGACACAGACUUGGAAUUACACAGCACUGAGAGUCUUAGCACAGAAGGACAAGAAAGCCAGUUGUCUAUUGUAGUUGAGAGUUCAGUUGCUGAUAGAGUAGAGGGUGAGAACACUGAAGCAGUGACUGCAGAGCCAGAUAAAGAGGAAGAGGACUCAUAUAUUUCACAUUCUCAAGAGGAACCUUGUGGAGAAGGUGAAGCACAAACCAAAAAGGUUGCUGCGCUCAUUUUAGAUUUGGAUACAGUACACAUAGAUAGUGUAGACAGACACUCCCACACACCCUCAGAUGGUGCUACAGUGAAUGCAGCCUCUGCUAGUUCUAUUUUAAAUGAGAUAACACUGGGCAAGCAAGAGCAUGAAACAAUGGCCCCUCCAGAAGCUGAAAUUUCUGAAGUAGCCAUAGAACCAAUUAGCAUCCAGUCUUCUCUUAAUGAGCCAAGUAUGGUGAAUGUUUUAGAAAUUAGUUCAGCAAUAGAGCCAGAACAGUCACGGCUCAGUGAUAUAGACACUAAUAGACAAGUGCAGACAAAAGCAGGUCCACCUGCUGAAGUACACAUUAGUGGAGAUGCUGCUGCCAGAGGUAUUGGAACAUUUUCUUGGAACAAUGGACCAAAUGCUGCAAUUGCUGACAGAGAGAGGAACUGGACUACAAAUAAUGGUCCGAAUGAAAUCCAACGCGGAUAUAUUAUUCAAGACUUCCCUGAGGGGGUGGAGAUGCAGAGACGUCAUGCUCAUAAAGCUACUUUUUCCAGGGAACCCUCUGAGGCACAGAUUCAGGGAUCAGAACGUUCAGUGUCAGAAAGAAUGGAGACCGAAUAUGAGGCAAAAUCUGAUCAAACAGAAACAGGGGUUCUAGCCAGCACAAACAGACCUUUAGAAGCAUCAGAACAAUCUGAACUGGUUGAAGCAAACCAAAACCUACCACCAAGGGAAGUUGGAGAAGUCAUGCAUGUCAAUGUAGAAGAAGAGACAAAGAAGACCCCAUCAGAUGAUAAAACACAAUUAAUUGAAACUGAUCCUAAACUUAAACCUCCAGUCAAGCAACAAAAUGAGGUAGAAACUGAGGUCCAAACAAACAAAGUGCAUGUCUCAACAACAGUAGAGGAAAAACCUGAAGGUGAAGAAGCCAUUGGCGUCAUUUUGGGAGAAGAGACAAAGACCCAAACAGGUGGUAAAGCACAAUUCAAAGAAAUUGAACCUAAACUGACACCUCCAAUCAAGCUCCUAAUUGACUGGGACACUGAGGUACAACCCAAAAAAAGUAAUGUCUCACUAACACCAGAAGAGAAACCUGAAGUUAUUAAGGCCACAGAUGUUAUUGUAGAAGAAGAGAUGGGAAAGACCCCAUCAGGUGAAAAAGCACAAUUCAUGGAAUCUGAACCUAGAAUGACGCCACCAGUCAGGCAAAGAAAUGAGAGUAAAACUGACGCCCAGCCAAACAAGGUAAAUGUCUUAACACAAAAGGAGAAAGCUGAAGGUGAAAAGGCCAUGGAUAUCAUUGUAGAAGAGGAGACAAAUACAACAUCAUCAGAUGAUAAAGCAGAAUCCAUAGAGGCUGAAUCUGAACUGACACCUUCAAUCAAGCAAAGGAAUGACCACAAAACUGAUGUCCAGUCAGAAAAGGUGGAUGUAUCACCAGAGGAGAAAACUGAAUGUGAAGAAGCAUUGUAUGUCAUUAAGGAAUGGAGUGACUGGGACACUGAGUGUCAAUCUGAAAGUAUUAAUGUCUCACUGACACCAGAGGAGAAACAUGAAGUUGGAGCCACUGCAGAUGUCAUUGUAGAAGAAGAGACAAACAAGACCCCAUCAGAUGAAAAAGCACAUUUUAUAGAAGCUGAACCUAAACCAACACCACCAGUCAGGCAAAGAAACGAAAAGAAAAUUGCUGUCCAAUCAAGCAAGGUGAAUAUUUCAACAACAUCAGAGAAGAAACCUGAAGGUGCAGAGGCUAUCAGUGUCAUUGUAGAAGACGAGAUAAAGAUGACUCUAUCAGAUGAUAAAACACAAUCCCUAGAAGGGGAACCUAUACUGACACCACCAGUCAGGCAACAAAAUGAAGGUGAAACCGAUGUCCAAUCAAACAAGGUAAGAAUGUCAACAACAUCAGAGAAGAAAUCUGGGGACACCAUGCAUAUCCCUGAGGAGGAAGUGACAAAAAAGACAUUGGUUAAUAAAGGGAAAUCCAUAGAAGCUGAGCCUAAACCAACACCACCAGUCAGAAGACAAAAUGAGGGUGAAACUGAGGUCCAAUUAGACAAGGUGGAUGUCACACCAACACCUCCCACCAGACGACGUAAAGGUGAUAGGUUAUUUUUAAAUAUUGAAUCACAGAUAGAGGGAGAAGUUCUUCCCACCCCACCAAGCAGAAGACGUAGAGAGAAAAUGGGAAGUGAGAGGUUUUCACUUGAUUUAGAGUCCCAACCCACACCACCAGCAAGACGACGUAAAGAAAAAGAAGAUAGUAGAUUAUCUCUUGAUCUAGAGACCCAACCCACACCAUCAGCAAGACGACGUAAAGAAAAAGAAGAUAGUAAAUUAUCACUCAAUCUGGAGACCCAACCCACACCACCAGCAAGACGACAUAAAGAAAAAGAAGAUAGUAGAUUAUCGCUCGAUCUGGAGACCCAAUCCACACCACCAGCAAGACGACGUAAAGAAAAAGAAGAUAGGAGAUUAUCGCUUGAUCUGGAGACCCAACCCACACCACCAGCAAGACGACAUAAAGAAAAAGAAGAUAGUAGAUUAUCGCUUGAUCUGGAGACCCAACCCACACCACCAGCAAGACGACGUAAAGAAAAAGGUGAAGAUAAAGGAUUAUCAGUUGAUCUGGCACCUCAACCAACUCCACCAUCAGGAAGAUGCGAGGAUAAGACAGAGAGUGACACAUUAUUUUACAGUGCUGAAUUAGGAAAAAGUGAUAAUCAGCAAACUGUUGAACAUAAAGAUGUGGAAGAGCACACUGUUAAACCAACUCCACCUGUCAGACGCAAAAUUAGUCAGGUAGAAAGUGAUGUGGCAGUUUGCAAAAACCAAGAAGAGAAAGAGACCUUUGUGAAACCCACACCACAAGUUGAAAAAGAAAUCGUCACAGGUGCUUCUAAUCUAAAAGAAGAUAUGAGCAUAUAUAACCCAACUCCACCUCUGAGGCAAAAAGACAGCCGAGUGGAAACUGAGAUGGUUUCAACCACUCCUGAAAGUCAACCUGAGGAAACCCUACCAACUCCACCAACCAGUCGAAAGAAAGAUCAAAUAGAAGCUGACAGAGCUCCAUUGGCGCCAGAAGUGCCACAGGUCAUACCAACUCCAACAACCAGCGACAAAGAAAGUUCAGACAAUGAAAAUGUUUCUGUGUUCGUAAGACUGGAAGUGAAAGCUGAUUUUGAAGCAAUAACUAAACAGGAAGAUAAAAAGGAGUAUGAUACAAAGUCAUUGGUUGGUCAGGAGCAUCAAGAGGAGGGGCAGGACUCUGAUACCUUGGUCCCAGAACCCAUAAGUGUAAUCAAUCAAACAGAGAACAUCAGUGAAAUGCAGCCACAAGAUCAAGAUGUGGAUGUUUCUCCCCAAGUUGGUCUCAUGCCUGAAAUCACUGAGAGUCCAGCAGAGGAAGAGGGGGAGCCAGAGGGACCCACAAUGAAGGAUAUCUUCAUGGAGAUCAAAAAAAUGACUGAAAAGGGACCAAAAAGUGUGCUCAUGGAGGGUAUACCACAUGAAAGUACCAAGAAACUUCUUGACACUUCCAGCACUGAUCUUGAAGCUCGGUUAAAAAGGCUAGUGUUCCAUUUACUGGACCUCCGAACUUGCCCAGCUGCUCUGAACUCCACAGACAUGGCCAAACAACUAGAGGAGGCUGAGGAAUGUAGAAGGUGUGCCCAGAGACAGGUAUCUAUGCUGUCUAGACAAGACCAGGCUAAUGGAGACAUUGGCAGUGGCACUAAUGGCACAGUUCAUGACCCCGAGGGGAUGCAACAGCUGAGUGCCCAGUGGAGUGCAGCUUUGUGGGAUGCAGCAAGCUCGGUUCACUCCAAGGAAGCUCAACUACAGAUGGUUGCAGAUUUUGACAGACAGACCCAGAAAGUCAAAGCUAUUCUGGAGAAACUCAAAAUUGAGAGUGCGGCACUGAGAUCCUCUCCAGCCGUGAGCAGUUUUGCCGAGGAGGAAAGGCUACGCUCUUUCAUGAGAAACAUGGAGCAGGAAAGGACAGCUCUCGGUGAGUUAAUUCAGACUCAUGCAAAACUGUCCUCCCACCUCAGUGUGCCUCAGAGACAGGCAGCUGAAACACAGCAAAACAACUUGCAAAGCCAGUGGAGGGUGCUGGAGAAGGAUGCAGAAAUUGCUCUUUACAAGGUCAAUGCUUAUGCUAAAGAAAGUGGCAGCCUUAUUCAAGAGGUCAGUGCCUUAAAAGACCAUCUCGAGAAUAUUCAGAAGACCUUGGAUGCAUCAAAAACCCCACCAGUUUUAUGGGAUGGCAAGAAAGCUCAAGAAAUGAUGACUUUAAAUGCUAAUCUCACUUUCACCCAUCAGCAGUACCUCUACCUUCAGCAGACCUCUGAGGCACUUGCCCAGGAAUUCCAAUUCAAGGCAGAGACAUCCAGCAUAGAGCAGGACCUUCAGCAUAUAAAAGAUCAGCAGGAUCAAAUGGGUGAAAAGUUAGCAGCUGCAACCCCUAGCAGCAGCAACCCAACAUUAAGUAAAAUUGUAAAGGUGAUGACAGAUGCUCUGGCUUGGGCCAAGCAGACAGAAUGUGAUGUCAAAGGACGACAGAAAAAGCUGUCUUUGCUUCCAGAAGAAGUCCAUCGACAGAUUAAAGAUUUAAAGAAAUCGCAGUCUGAGAUGAGCUCCAAGCAAACCCAGUUGAAGGCUUUGGUUGAGGAAGUCACUGAGCUGAUUUGUGACCUAGAUGAGGCUGAUGUUUCGAUGGUGACCUCAUCCUUGAAUGUCCUAGAGAAUUUGUCCAAAUCAGCAGCAGGAAAACUGGCUGAGGCAGUUCGUGAGAUGGAGUCUGGUCUUCAGACCCGGGAGAAGAUGUCAGAGCAGAUAGCAGAUAUUGAUUCCUGGGUGGUUGGACAUCUGCAGAGGGAAGCUUUGAGAAGAGAGGAUUAUCAAAGUUUGAGUGUGGCAGACCUGGAUCGCAGGUUGAGGCAGAUCCAGGACACUCUUGGAGAGGCAGAAAAGCAGUCCGCUGUCACUGAAGCCCUUCUGAUGAAAAGCAGAGACAUUGCAUCAGAGCUAAGUGUCUCAGAGAAUACUCAACUCUAUGAGAAACUCACCAGCCUUCAAGAGGACAUCAAGAGUAUUGUUCUCUAUGAGAAAGCAUGUUGCCAAAAAGUUAUGGAUGUCAUACAGAGCCAAGAAUCCUCUCAGAGGAAGGUAUCAUCUCUUGAGAACAGCCUGAGACAAAUGUUAGCUGAUGUAAAAAGACACAGGUUUCCUGUUACCAAGGAUACCCUCUCUGUUAUUGAACCCUUCAAACAGAUGAUUGUGGAGCGCAAAUCUCAGAUUGAGCAAGUCGGUCUCUGUUCAGAGGAAAAGAGAAGAGAGCUGUUAUGUGUUAUUACUGAACUGUACCACAAAAUGAUUGAUUUGGAUCUCAAAUCACAAGCUCAUGAAAGGUACUUGAGCUUCAGUCGGUGCAUUGAAGAUGUCAAGGAGGAAAUGGAGGCUCAGAUCCCAAUGACCAAAGAUGAGAGCAUCAACAAAGAGGAACGCUACAGAGCCUGUCAGGCCCUACUGAUCCAAAUCUCUUUAAUAAAACUCUUGUUUGAGGAAACAAUGGAUGAACUGCAGGAAAUCAUAGCAGAUCUGUAUCCAUCUCAGCUCUCUACUGAACAAGCAAGAUUUAAACAAAUCCUGGAAAGUCUCAAAACCUCAGAAUUGGCAGUGAGCAAUAAUCUUCAGAUAUUGGAAUGGGAUCUGCUAAAACAAAUUCAUUAUCCAUCAGAAAAAAGAGUACUUAAGCAAUUUCUCAAAGACACUAAUGAGGAAUUGGAAAAGCCUUGUAGUAUUGAACCAAAAGAGGCAGAGAUUGAAAAACAACUAAGAACGUGCUUUGUACUCAGAAAGAAUGUAGAAUCUAGAAUGCGAGUGCUUGAGUUUCUUGAAAAAAAGAUUGGAGCUCAACCUCCACAGGACUCCAAACAGCUUACUUGCUUGAAGGAUAUGGUUUUGGAAAAGUGUGAUCAACGAAUGGUGAGCCUAACUAAAGCUAAAGAACUGUUGAAUAAUUACACCAAAGCAGUGAUUGAUACCAUUCGGUUCCUCCAAAGAGCUGCAUUGGUCCUCCUUCCCUCAGUCUGCUCUGCUAGAAGCUGCUCAGAAAGACUCAAAGACACACAGCACGCUUUACUGACCCUAGACACAGAGAUCCAAUCACAUGUUUCACAGCUUCAAGCUCAAACCCCACAGCAUCCCUGCUUCAAGCCACAGAAGAUUGAAUUUCUGCACACGCAGGUUCUAGGCGAGCUCCUGGUCAGGCUAUCAACCCUCAAGGCCCAGGCUCAAAUUCAUGUAGAAUCUUUGAAGAGGUGUGUUGAGUGCCAGAAACUUUCUCGUAAAUGCUACGAGGAGCUUUGCCAGCAAGUGAGAGACUUAGAAACAUUGCUAUCACAGUGUGCCUCCAAAAAAUUUACUUCACACAAAGACUGCAAAGACCAGCAACAGAAACUCAAGGCUCUAGUGGAAGAGGUUGCCAUGCUUCCUGGAAAACUGGAGAAUCUGAGAGAGUGGUGUUCACUGUAUGGGUGCAGAGCCAACAGGGAGGAUGCCGUGAGCGCAAUCUGGGGUCAGGUGGCAAGAUUGCAGCGCUGUGCCAAUGAUCUGCAGACACGCUCAGAACAAUUGGAAGCAGAGUGGAGCAGUGUCACAAGGAGUGUGGAGCAGGCAGCCACUGUGUUGGAGCAAAUGGAUGCAGAACUUCCAGAUAGCAGCAGAGAGAAUCUGACUGGUGAUGAGCUGCAGGAACUGCUGCUCUUCUGGUCCCAGUACCAGGACAGACUGGACUGUGAACAAAGAGCUCUCUCCGCUUUGGAAUUAAGAGCUGCAAGGUUGCUUGGCGUUCCCCCGGACCUGGAACAGGCCCCGCCCAUUGAGCUGUGCCAAGAGCUUCAAGCCUGGCAAGAACGUUACCAUAGUCUAAAGGAACGUAGCUCUCAGGGUCUGAGGGCAGUAAGAACAGAGGUGGAAGAGAGGGAACGAGUACAGGAGCAGCUGGAGAGAGUCAGAGAGUGGCUGGAAUCUGCCAUCUCUCUCCUCGCUGUACUGGAGCACGAGCCCAGCAAGAAACAACUACAGGAGGUUCACUCACAGCUGUGUACCCAGAAGGCUGUUCUGCAGCAUAUAUCGGAUAGUUUGAAGAUGAUGUGCUUGGACAAAAACACAUCAAUUCCAGAAGAGAUAGAGGGACUAUUACAGGAAGUCUCACAGUCAUUACAGGAAGUGGAGGAACAGGUGAAGACAGCUGUGGAGAAAAGUGGCCCACUUCACAGGCUGGGUGCUAAAAUCUCUGAGAUUAAAGCAGGUCUGGGAUCAGUUCAGAGCUGGUUGGAACAGAAGAGCCUGAACUUCACUGAAGCUGAGACCACACAGAAGCGAGUGUGGGACGAGUUGGACCGUUUACACACUCGUCUGACGGCAGUUGAGGUGGAGGUGGAGCUACAAGACGUGAAUGAAAUGCAUCCAGACGAGUGCCGCCUGUUAUUAGACAGCAUGGCCAACACUCAGCAGACCCACACACACCUCACCAAACAGGCCGAACAGAGGACUACCUUCCUCAGCAAGGUCCGUGACUGGAUGCAGGAGCAUGAGGAGAUGUUGAAGGGGUCACAGAGCUGGAUCUCAGAGGCUCAGUCUUGGCUUACGACACCCUGCACAUACACCACUGCCAGAUGCCUGGACAGUCAUGUGAAUGCACUGCAGAUGGUUCUGGAUGAUUCUGCUCAGAUGAGACGGGCUCUACAUGGUUUCGGCAGUGUGCUGACAGAGAUGGGAAGUGUUUUUGAUGUCAGUCCAUUAGAGGAGCAGCUCUCAAAUGCUGAUCGACUUGUGGCAGACAUGCAGCACAGCCUGCUGGGACCUCUCUCUCAGCUGGAGCAUGCAGCAGCAGAAGUGGAUGCCAUUGAGUCAGAGGUGAAGGUCAUGGAGAAAGAUGUGGCCAAAAUCAAAUCUACUUUGACCACCAAAGACAUCAGUCGGGACUGUCUAAAGUCAACAGAAGACAGGAUUGACCUGAUGAAAAGGACAGUUGCUGAGAUUCAGAACUGUAAGGAUGGUCUGUGUCUACCUGACAAAGCUGAAAACACACUCCUAGUGUUCAAAAAAGCAGAACUACUACAGAAACAACUGCUGGAACUUGAACAGCUGGCUCUAGAAUACUUGAUUGAGGUACAGGAGACAUCUGUCCCACCUCUCUGUGUCACACCCCUCAAUGCACCGGCCCUCAGUGUUCCACCCACAAUCACUGAGGAAGACACACAGGAGAGUGGUCAGAUUCAGAUUGUGCAUGUAGAGGAGGACGCGUUGAAAAAGUCAGGAGCUGCGCUGAUGACGGUGGAGCAAUCCACACCGGAGCAGAGCCUCACCUGGAUCUCUGAGAGUAGCAGCCAUACCCCCACAGAAACACAGCAGGAGCCCGAGGAAGAGGAGGAGCUCUUUGAUAAACCAGGAGAUGGAGAGGAAGAUGCUUCAGAUGAAGACAAUGAAGAUUAUGAAGAUUGCGUAAAAAAUGAGGAUGAGGAGGACUCAGUUUCUGCUGACGUGGUUUCUUCUACAGAACAGAUUUUGGAGAAAGCAGAAGCAACAAACUCAAAGGUAGAAGCAGAUACAUCUGUGGCCUCAGGAGCAGGUGUAUCAGAAGCUUUAUCUGAAACAGAUGCCUCAGUGGAAAGCCAGUUUCUCCCUGCAGACAUGGAGCAGGGUGCAUGGAGGGGGGAACAGACGCCACACACCAAUGACACACUCACACACAUGACACUCGUAGACAACACAAAAAAACAUUCAGAGUCACAAGCCCCACCCACAGAAACAGAGGACAUGUUGACCUCACCUAAUGUCAUGACCUCUGAUGAAGGGCUGGGUGAUCAGAGCCUGAGCUCCACAAACACACCAUCAGACAAACCACCUGAGAAACAUUUAAACACUUUGACACACACUACUCCAUCAAAUGCAGAAGACCAUAAGUUAGAGAGCAGAAGCACACACGACACACACACACCAAUUACAGUCAAACCCUGCCUGGAGAGGACAGAGCCACUGGCUGCAAGUGCAUCUUUGGCCGUAGGUGAAGCCGGGGGCUCAGGUGGACGGCUAUCCAGUGAUGGGCUGCUCUAUGCCUGCCGUGAGAGGGCUGAGCAGCUGGAGGUGUGUCUGGAGAGAGCACAGGUCAGCCUAGAGAGGUCGAGACAGCAAGCACAGGAUGCAGCCAUGCAGCACUGCAUUGAACAACAGCUUCACAACUGCCAGACAAUCCUGGUGGAAAUUGAAGGGAAGAUCUCCAGUCUUCCUGUGUGUGGAUUAAAGGAACAGGAGCGACAUGAGGCUGAAUCGCUCAACACCAAACUCCAACUGCUGAAGAACAGACUGGUUACGGUCCAAUUACAGCUGCAAGAGAGACACGGCGAAGAUCAGGUGCAUGUUGAGCAUCAGCGGCCCCUGCGGGCCAGGAUGACACGCAGCAGCAGUGUCCAGGAAAUGUUGAGUUCUUCCAAAACCAAACUGUUCAGACAGAGCAGCCUUCAACAACAAAGGGAACUGAAGGAUGGUUUGAAUGAACAGAGGGAUCUAACUAAAGCUAUCGCAAUUCAAGGCAGCAGAGCUCGAGCACACAGCCAGAGUGCAGACGAACAUGCAGGCCCCUCGCCAGCAAAAGAGAAUGAAGACAAGAGACAGGAAGUAGAGUUAUCAGUCCACAGGAAGUGGACACACCUCUGCAGCAGAUUGGUCAAGACAGCAGAGACCGAGCAAGAUCAAGAUGGAGAUAAAGAUCAGGAUCCAUCUGAGAUCCUCGCUCCAUCUGUCUGUUUGUGGAGUGGAGCUGCUGUUUCUCUCUGUCUGCAGGAGAUUCAGUCCAACAUCUCACAACUUAAAGAACUGCAGAAGUCAGCAGAUACUCAGGAUCAUCAGUCUCUGGAUGAAGGUCUGUUUGAGGUGUUGAGUGGAGUGGAUCUCAAUCUCAGCUCUCUCACACAGACUCUCAUGUAUCAAUCAGCAACCUCAAACACUGACAUACUAAACCAACUACAACAGCUACAGGGUUUAUCUGCAGAGCUGACCUUCUUGGGUGCCAUAUUGACCUCCCAGGGGUCAGAGGUCAUAAAGCUGUUAGGUUCGGGUUCAGCGAUAUCAGAGACCUCCACUUGUUUUGACCUGCUGAUGCAGCGUGUAUGUGACAUUCAAAAGACUCUCGCUGAUAAACAGGAGCAGCUACAGGAACUAAUAAAACACACGACUCAGCUGCAGAAGAGAGUGAAAGACCUGCAUGACUCAGUACUAACUAACACGUCAAUCCUUCACCCUACAACUAACGGAGAAUCCCACCAUGACCUUCACACACAGCUGCAGGCCAUCACUGGAAGGAAACAGGAAGUGGAGCAGAGUGAGAGAGAGCUGGCAGAACUUAGAGAAGAGACAGAGAGUCGAGAUCAGCCCUCGUCCCUCACACAGCAGAUCAGCACACUGGAGGCAGUAUUGGACAGUGUUUGGAGUGAUCUAGAGCAGCGCUGUGGAGUUGUGCAGUGGGGUCUAGAUGAGCAGAAGAUGAGUGAAAAAAUCCUGAAGGGUCUGCAGAUGCUCCUGACUAUUGGAAGAGAGAAACUCACCUGCACCUCUCAGCUGGAGCUCAGGAAUCCAGCACAACUACAGACACACCUCAACAAACACACGGUGUUUUUCCUGUCUCUGGGUGCCCACCUGAGGAGAUUGCAGCAACUGAGUGUGCGGAUGCCAGACAGCGCCUCCUCUGGCUGGGAGACUGAAGUGCCUGAAGUGGAAAGUGAAGUAUCCAGUGUUCUGCAGCAGGCUCAGGCUAUCGGCACAGUGCUGCACUCAGCACUGCAGGUUUGCACUCAGUGGGAUGAAAAUCAUUCCUGGUUAGAAACGCUUCUGCAGAGGCUAGAGACUCAAGUUCCAGUAACACCUCUGCAGGACCAAACUGAGGAGCAGCUCAGCGAGAAUAUUUCUGUCCAUCAUAGUGUGUUGGCGGUUCUGGAGCAGAACAGACCUCGGAUCAGUCUGGUUCUGGAUGAGGGCUGCAGACAGCAGGAGCAGAUUUCUAGUAGUGAAAUAUAUAUAUACAUAUUGGGUGUGUCUACAGCCAGACUGGAGCAGCGAUUGGCUGCACUUCAGAGGAAGGUGGAGCAAGGGAUACACUCCACUCUCCAUCUUAAGAAGCUUUGGAACAGGUACCAAAGCGAUUCAGAGGCUUUGAAUGAGUGGAUGGGACGAGCCAGAGAAAGCCUCCAUACAUGGAGAGAUCACAUGACCACAGCUGAACAGGAAGUGGACACCCUCUCCCAUUUUCAGCACUUCACAGAGUUUGUGAAGGAGCUAGAGGUGAAAUCGGCCCUAAAGGCAUCAGUGAUCAGUUCUGGAUCUUUGAUCCUGUUGCUCGGUGAAAGAGAGCAGAACAUUGAGACACAGACCUACAAGCCAAGUGAAACUAGCAACUGCACAUCUGUAGAUAUCACCCUUCCUUCAGAAACCAAUGUUUCUUCUAUUCAAAACAUCUCCUCAGAAGAAACCCUUUCUAUAACAGAAGGAUCAGAUGCAAACAUCACAAAUGAAGGUGCUGUCUUUGAGGAACCAACCGCAUCUGCAUUUGAUUUAUCUGUAAAACAAGAGAUGGUUCUGUCACCAGUUCUCCUGACUCUGCAGUCCCAGCUGUCUCAAGUGGAACAAGACUGGGUGGAGAUACAGACACUCAUUCCUGCCAUCCAACAGGAACUGCAUCAGAGUGUAGUGGAGAGCCUGUCUCCUGAAGGACUGCUGGCUGAUGUGUGUGGCUGGAUUACAGGUGCUGAGAGCAGGUUACAGGCGGCUGAACGAGAGGAUCACAACACCUGUACUGCUGCAGUGUUCACACACCUGCUCAGAACAUAUCAGGGGAUGAAGAGAGAGAUGGCAUGUCAGCAGAUGUCUGUUGACUUUAUUAAUCAGUGUGAGCUGAAGCAGGUCAGUUUUGACUCUCACACCAGCAGGUACAAACACACUGCAUUUGCUGAAAACCUGGGACACGUCAAUCUGCGCUGGAAAACUCUACGGGUUCACCUGAACACACAGAUCCAACAUGCUGAAGAUCAGGUGAGGAUAUGUGCAGAGCGAGAUAGCAAACUACAAAUCCUGCAGCGCUGGGUCAAAGGUCAAAAACAAUGGAUGCGACUGGCUGAAAGACCCAUCAGUCGCUCAUUUGCUGAGAGGAGCCUGAAGGAUUGUGAAGAGCUGGGGGAAAAGUUGAAGUACAAAUUCGCAGAACUCGCUGAGCUGGGGAAGAGGACACUUACCGCUGAUGAAGAAGACAGGGAUAAAGACUUCCUCUCAAAAGUUCAUAAUCUUUCACAAUCUUUGACUGACCUCUCUCAACAGAGUACAGUCCUUGGGAAUACCUUGAAAGAGCUGUGUGAGGUGUGGGCUCAGUUUGAAAGUGGGAGGAGUCAGGCAAUUGUAAACACAAUGAGGAUCUGCCAAUCACUGGAGUACUGCCACGCCCCUCUGCCCUCCCUCUCUGCCCUCCAGAACAACAUUGAUAAGCUACAGGUCUUAAAAGCAGAGACAAAGGAGAUUGACAGCCAGUGGGAGGAUCUUACCAAGACAACAGCAAUUCUUAUUGGUGGAAUUAGUACAGACUCCACCCAGAUGUUAUUGGAGCACCUAGAAAAAGAAAAAGCAAGGUGGUCAGAGGUGAAGGAAAAGGUAACAAAGGCGUUGCAGAGAUCACACAGUCUUCUGAAAGUGUGGCAGAAAUACUCUGAUGUGAGACGCUCCUGUUCAGAGCAGCUCCAACAUCUCAAAGAGCAGCUCAACACGCAUACCAAAACACCCGCUGACAAUAAACAACUCACACACAGCAUCGCAGAGCUGAAGACUGUAUUACAGAAAUGCUCAGAGACUCUACAGACUGAUGUGAAUGAAAUGCUUGAAGUGUCUAAGGAUCUGAUUGAACAGAUGGAUGAUGAGGAUGCAGUUUUCAUCCGAUCAGAAUGCCGUUUGUUAACACGAGGUUACCUGCAGUUAGAACAAACUCUGAAAGGAAGAAUUGAACACAUGCAGGAGGAUCUUGAGCAAUUUCAUGAAUUUGAAAGGUUAUUCCAGUCCCUCGAAACACAAUUACAGCAGUGGGAAAGCAAGCAAAGGAUGGACAGUGAACUCACAGAUAUAUCUCAGUCGGGUCUGAUGGAGGUCAGUUCUCUCUCUCCUGAUCUGGAUCUACUAAACACUCUCAGCUACAGGCUGACCCUCAGUGACCCCAUGACACAGAGGCUGCAGCACCUCAACAGGAAGUGGGCACAGGCCUCCGCACAUGCUCAGGAGAAAUGCAGUGAGUUGCAGGCAGCCUCUCUCCUGCAGCAGAGCUUUGAGCAGAGAUGUGAGAGCUGGCUGGCUUUCCUACAGCACAUGGAGGACAGUUUGGCUGUAGAAAUUGCAUCAACUUACCCUGAACUAAGAGAACAACAACGAACACACCAGUGUUUUCAGGCUGAGUUGUCUUUAGGGCAUCAGAUCCUUCACUCUGUGAUCAGUGAAUCUCUCCUCUUGUUGCAGAAGGGAGAUGUGGAGGACAGGAGUGACUUCCUGUUAAAACUGGCACAGCUGAGAGAGCACUGGCAGGGAGCGGUGCAGAGAGCAUCUCAACGGCGCGCUCUAGUGGAAGGGCUUAUACAGCACUGGCUCCUUUAUACACACACAAUGCAGAAACUCCGCAAACUCCUCACACUCACACACACAAUCUUGUCGCCUGCCGGUCCCACAAACUGUAGUGUCCUGCAGUUGUGCCUCUUACUGGAAGAUCUGAAGCGAACAGAGCUGUUGUUUCAAAGGUCAGUCUCUGCGUAUCUGUGUGUGAUGGAGGUAGGCAGGCAGCUGUUCUCAGUGAGUGACACGCAGACGCAGAUGCAGCUGCAGACAGACCUGGCAGCCCUGCAGGAGGACUGGGAGCAAUGCCAGUGCAUGCUGGGAAAGAGAAAGACUCUCACAUCUGACAUCAUCAAGAAAUGGGAGACCUGUGAGACCAGGCUAGCUGAUCAGGCCCAGUGCCUGGAGGAGGUACGAGUCAGACUGAGGCAGUCGAUCCCAGAUCAGCAGGAGGAGAUGGAAGAGGAACGCCUCCUUGUGAAGGAGGUUCAGGAUUGUUUAGAGGGCUGGGCCGUCAGUCUUUCGGAGCUCAGCACCAUGAAGACAGACCUGUCCCAGUACAUCCUCACCGAUGACGUCCUCCUCCUGCAGGAGCAAGUGGACCAUCUGCACUGCCAGUGGGAAGAGCUCUGCCUCAAAGUUUCUCUGCGUAAGCAGGAGAUUGCUGAUCGGCUGAAUGCCUGGAUCAUUUUUAAUGAGAAGAAUCGGGAGCUGUGUGAAUGGCUGACACAGAUGGAAAACAAGGUGGCACACAGUGCUGAGCUGAGCAUCGAGGAGAUGGUGGAGAAACUCAAGAAGGACUGUAUGGAGGAGAUCAACCUCUUCAGUGAGAAUAAGACACAUCUGAAACAGCUGGGAGAACAACUCAUCACUGCUAGCAACAAGACCAAAGAGACAGAAAUCAAUGACAAGAUCAAGGACAUCAACGACCGCUGGCAGCAUCUGUUUGAUCACAUUGAGGCCAGGGUGAGGAAGCUGAAGGAGACACUGGUGACAGUGCAGCAGCUGGAUAAGAACAUGAGUAAUCUCCGUACCUGGCUUUCCCGUGUCGAGGGUGAGCUGGCCAAACCCAUCAUCUACAGCGUCUGCCACAGUGAUGAGAUACAGCGCAAACUAGCAGAGCAUCAGGACUUGCAGAGAGACAUCGAACAGCACACAGAGGGUGUGGCAUCUGUUCUGACCCUGUGUGAUGUUUUGCUGCAUGAUGCGGAUGCUUGUGGCAGCGAUGGAGAGAACGACUCCAUUCAGCAGACCACUCUCAGCCUGGACCGCCGCUGGAGGAACAUAUGUGCCAUGUCUAUGGAGAGGCGAAUGAGGAUUGAGGAGACAUGGCGUCUGUGGGGCAAGUUCCUAGAUGACUAUUCACGCUUCGAAGAGUGGCUGAGCACGGCAGAACGUACAGCAGCCAACCCUGCCACCAAAGAUGUACUCUACACCUGUGCUAAAGAGGAACUCAAAAAGUUUGAGGCAUUCCAGCGGCAGGUUCAUGAGCGCCUGACACAGCUGGAGCUGGUGAACAAACAAUACCGACGUCUGGCACGAGAGAACCGGACAGAUGGUGCCAGUAAGCUGAAGCUGAUGGUGCAUGAGGGAAACCAGCGCUGGGAUACGCUACAGAAGAGAGUGGCCGCUGUGCUCCGCAGGUUAAAGCACUUCACAUCCCAGCGUGAAGACUUUGAAGGAACAAGGGAGGGGAUUCUGGUCUGGCUGACUGAAAUGGACCUUCAGCUCACCAAUGUGGAGCAUUUUUCAGAGAGUGAUAUCCAUGAAAAGAUGCGUCAACUAAACGCAUUUCAGCAGGAGAUCACUCUAAACACAAAUAAGAUUGAUGCUCUGAUCGUAUUUGGAGAGAACCUGAUCCAGAAGAGUGCUCCACUGGACGCUGUACUCAUCGAAGAUGAACUAGAGGAGCUGCACUCUUACUGCCAGGAAGUGUUUGGCAGAGUCGCCCGAUUCCACCACCGUCUUAUCAGCAGACGCCCAGUGCUUGAGGAGGACCGAGAGUUCUCAGACAGAGACACAGAUCCGGAGGACUCAGCUAAUUUCAGUGGGGUGUGGGAGAGAGAACAGGAGGAGGAAGAGGAGGCUGCUAUGAGCUCUGAUGUUUCUCUGACAGUACGCCAGGCCGUAUCCCAGCUGUUGCCACCUGCUCUGGAGCGCUCAGGGCGUGAGACGCCCAUCAGUGUGGAUUCAAUCCCACUGGAGUGGGACCACACCGUCGAUGUGGGAGGAUCUUCAUCUCCAGAGGAUGAUGAGGAGUUGACGUUCUACAGCGCCCUAUCAGAUGUAGAAGUCACUGAGAGCUCUCAGUUAUUUUUUAAAGCUACAUCUAAAGCUCUGAAGACUGUGUCCGGAGGAAGGUCAGUGGUGGAGACGUGGCACUCUCCUGAUGCACCAGACAGGAAGCGAGCAAACAGAGAGAUUAUACGCAGUCUCACAUCCUCACCCACAGACACCAGCGCUCAGUAUCACCCACAGGCCUAUGAUAAACUCAUGUCUGAGUGUGCUGGCAGUAUAGACAGUAUAAAGCGAGUGAAACUGAUUCUGAGCGAGGAAGAACAACUGGACGAUCAGGGUUUGACGGUCCUCUCCGCAGCAGAUAAGACGGGUGUGAUCGAGCGAUGGGAGCUCCUGCAGGUGCAGUCGUGCAGCAUGCCGCAGGAUCUUCAGCAGUGGCACAAACUCAACUCUGACCUCUCUGAUGUCAUGGCAUGGCUGAACGCUGUGAUGCCUGAGCUAGAGAAACUUCAAACUCUACAGCCAAAAAUCACCAUCAGAGACAUGGAGAGCAAUAUCCACAAACUAAAGGACAUGCAGAGGACUUUUAACGGCUACAAAUCAGUGAUGAUUGGUGUUAAUCUCAGUGGACGGGGCUUCCAGCACGGAGACAGCACUGAGCUACGAGAACUGCGUGAGAGUCUGCAGUCAGCCAAUCAGAAAUGGGCACAGGCCUGUGUGGCCCUGGACAGCUGGGAACACCGACUGCAUCAAGCACUCAUGGAGUGUCAGGAGUUUCACGAGACUCUUCACUCUCUGCUGCUGUGGUUAGCUAAAGCAGAAAGCCAGCGCUACAUGGUCAACAUCCAUGACCAAAACACAGACCUCAACAUCCUGCAAGAGCAUCAAGACACACUUAAGGCUGUUCAGCAGGACUUACGGUCUCGUGAGAGGGAGGUGUUCUGCCUGCAGGAGAUCUCCUCACAGAUCCUGCUACAGGACCAUGGAGAAGACACCCUGGAGGCCAAAGAGAAGGUUCACGUCAUCAGCAACAAGUUACGACUGCUGAUCAGACAAAUCGCACAUGACUUGCACACACUGCAAAGCAGACUGGACUCUUCAGGUCUAGAUGUGGGCAGGACAGCACCAACACAACACCAGGAAGCCGCAGGAGUUGUUACACAGGGAUCGCCCGCGAGUGACAGGGCUGACAUGUCUAAUUCGUCCCCAGCGAGGCCGUUCCUAUAUCGUGUCCUGCGAGCGGCUUUCCCCCUCCACAUCCUCUUCCUGCUGCUGCUGGUUGUGGCAUGUCUGGUGCCUCUCUCAGAGGACGACUACAGCUGCACUCUCUCCAACAACUUUGCCCGAUCCUUUUACCCCAUGCUCCUCUACACCAACGGACCCCCACCCACAUGAAAAUUACCACACGUACCCUUCACUAACACACGGCCACAGCUGAAUCACUAGAGGAAAUAGGAUGUAGUCCAAGCCUCCUGGUUAACUCUCCUGAAGCAGAUCCUGUAGCUAUGUUUAAUCUGAGUGAAAGCCCUUGUGUUUGAGAUUCAAUAGAUUUUCCUGCAACAAUCAAAUCCUGUUCCUGGAUCUGAAGUCUGUUACACAGAGGGAGAGGGAUUUUUCUCAAGCAAUCCGAACCUUCUCUUCAGGAACCUUUCCUCAUGAUGUAUAUCUUAGAGAAUGACAAGGAUUCCUCAUCAAAGGUGCACUCAUUUUCUAACUGUAUAGUAUGUAGCAGCACAUCCAUUGAAACAUUGAAAUACUCCUUCACACAAAUGCAUUUAUUUUUUAAAUAUGAAUGAUAUGUAAUUGAACCUAUAGCUCACUCAUAGGCUUGGAGUUGGCCUGUAUUUUUUAACUAGAAGCCCUGUUUAUAUGUCUGAGUGACGGGACUUGCUUAAAUAUCAGUUAUGUUCAUACAGUGUCAAAUUACUUGCAAUGAUGAAUAUGUUUUAUUUGUAGCUCUCUUAGCUGCCAUUUCUUGGUCAAAGCCAUGGAGGAGAGACACAGAGAGGCAUCAGGGUGUGUGCAAAUGUAAUAGUCUUUUAAUUUAUUCAGCCUAAAGUUUGGUGGCUGUGUUGAUUUCGUAUGUGUGAAUAUUGUAAAACUACUGAAAUUAUUUAAUUAUAAUUGGUAAAUGAUCUCAGUGGAGAUAUAAAUUAUAUCUGAUUAUGUUUUAUAGAUUAUAACUAGAAUUUUUCUGGCAGGAAAGUCUGGUGUCCAGAUGUGUUUGUGUCUGGUGUGUUUUUUGCUGAAUGGUUAAGGUGUUUCAUGGAAACACAUUUCAGAAGUAUCCACAUGAUUGUAUGUGGCUUUUUUAACCUACAGAAAGUCAGUUAUGAUGAUAAUAAUAUAGUGAAAAGGCCAUUAGCCACUCUUUCACUCGUACUAACUGCCAAAGUGUCAGAGACUUUGUUUUAUAAUUCAUUACGGUUACUAAAAGAGUGCUGUUUGUCCUGUUGUUUGUUUAAUGUUUUUAAUUGAAUUGUUAUAGUAUGGAUUACA
Molecule: messenger RNA, 30821 nt
Organism: Sinocyclocheilus anshuiensis
Lineage: Eukaryota; Metazoa; Chordata; Actinopteri; Cypriniformes; Cyprinidae
Product: nesprin-2-like
Exons: 129
Coding region: 129-29717 (9862 amino acids)
Cellular component (GO): membrane
Molecular function (GO): protein binding
Source: RefSeq, a predicted model, not a curated record